AUGUCGGAUCCACAAUACGGUCCAAUAUCAGCGGGUAUAAUCCGUUCACUAACAGAUAAAGUGUAUGAGCGACGAAAAGCGGCUGCACUGGAUGUUGAGAAAUUGGUGCGAGAUUUGUUCAACUCAAAUCAAUUGAGUCAAUUGGAUAAGUGUUUGACGGUUUUGGCGGAAUUGAUUGCGAGUGGAAAUCCGAAUCAGAGAAAAGGAGGGUUGAUUGGAAUGGCUGCGGCGGCUAUUGCUUUAGGGAAUAAGGUAGGACACUUACCUUAG
This is a messenger RNA of Caenorhabditis angaria, 270 nucleotides long. The record is from the annotation of a GenBank genome assembly. NCBI's taxonomy places the organism in Eukaryota, Metazoa, Nematoda, Chromadorea, Rhabditida, Rhabditidae.